GCGCAACAUCGCUUCGUGAGUCAAAUCUCGCUGCGAAGUGAGUAAGGGCGCGGAUGUAAAUGAGGGGUGCUGCACGCCGUUAGCUCCGGCAGGUUUGUGGUUAUUUCGAAGUAACCCACCGUUACACAAGUUUGCAGUUGUUGAGCUGCUAUUUCUGCAUCAUGGCUUCGGUAGCCAACGCUAAUUCGCCCGCCCACGCUCCAAAUCAGAAUCAAGAUGCUAAUGGAAGCCAGCAGGGGCAUCAACAGAGCUGGAGAGAGAGGGCGUUCAUCUCCGAGCUGCCGUCGGACUUCCUGUGCCCGGAUGGCGAGCCGGCGGCACCGGCGGGUGGUCCGGCCGCGCCCGGCGCCGGCUCCCAGCAGGAGGAGAUGGACCGGCAGGCGGCGCUGGCACUGCAGCGCCACUACAGCCGACGCGCGCCCACCAUGCAGACAGCCGCCGGCCGGCUCAACCUCACCAUCGCGCAGGCUAAGCUGACCAAGAACUACGGCUUGACGCGGAUGGACCCGUACGUGCGGUUGCGGCUGGGCCACUGCGUGUACGAGACGCAGACCUGCUACAACGGCGCCACCAACCCCCGCUGGAACAAGGCCGUCAUGUGUUACGUACCCCACGGCGUUACAUCCCUGCACCUGGAGGUGUACGACGAAUGCUCCUUCACCGACGACCAGCUGGUGGCGCAGGCAACCAUCCAGAUCCCUGAGUCGGUGCUGCAAGGCGGCGAAACCUCCGACGACUGGCAUCCGCUGUCCGGCAAGCAGGGCGAGGGCAAGGAGGGCAUGAUCAACCUGAUUAUGAACUACACGCCGCUGACGGGGGAGAUGCCGAUGCCGGCACCGGGCUCGGUGCCGAUGAUGAUGGCUCCGCAGGCCUACCUCGGCCUCAUGCCCACCAUCGGCGUACCCAUGUACGCGGCGCCGCCGCCGCAGCAGCCGGCCCAUCCGCAGCCGCAACCGCAGCAGCCGGCCGUCAAGCCAGAGGACGUCGCGCAGCUGAAGGAGAUGUUCCCGGCCAUGGACGACGAGAUCAUCCGCUCGGUGCUGGAAACGCGUGGCGGAGACAAGUCGGCCGCCAUUUCGAGCCUGCUGGAGCUCACGGCCACCUAGUGCGGCGCGUGGGCUGCGCCGGAGCGGCGCCGCCGCCUCCCGCGGCUCCAGCGCGACCCGCCCUGUGGCGUGCCGCCGGGACGGCCGGUGCACGUCACGUCGUCUGGCUGUGGGCGGUCACGCCUCCUUCUGAACACUGCUCCCUCACGCUGUCCGCUACAGCGGCGCACCACACCUCCGAGCUAUUGCCUCCCGCCGGUUUUGCUGUUCUUUCCCCUGCGAUUCCCCGCCCUCUGUUCUGCGGUUUCCCCGGCACCGCUGCUUCUAGCACGCCGUGUCUCCGUUUCCCUCCUGCCGCCGCUCCCUCCGCCCCGCUCAUGUGGGUGGCAGCGCCGUCUGUUUCGCUCCGCUCGGAGCAGUCUCACCGCUUCCGCCAGCGGCCCUCCAUACAGCCCUCGUAGUGCUGCACCUCCGUCCGCGUGACCCCCACGGUCCUGUUGUCCGGUGUCCGCCCCCUCCCCUCCCAUGCUAGCGGUCAGCCCGCCUGCUCGCCUCGGCCGGCCGGGUGGAGCGGUACGCCCGUGUCACGCCCGUGUCCUCCCCCUCCCCUCCCCAUGCUAGCGGUCAGCCCGCCUGUUCGCCUCGGCAGGCCGGGUGGAGCGGUACGCCCGUGUCACGCCCGUGUCCUCCCCCUCCCCUCCCCAUGCUAGCGGUCAGCCCGCCUGCUCGCCUCGGCCGGCCGGGUGGAGCGGCACGCCCGCGUCACGCCCGUGUCCUCCCCUCCCCACGCCGCCGAGAGCUGCGUCACUUGUAGCAUGGCGUACGGUGUUCUGGAUGACGGGCGGCGAGCUUUGGCGUCCGAGUGGCGUUUGCGACGAGGUCAGUCCGUUGAUGGUACAGCGUUAGUGUGUGGACGUGCUGUGUGGACACCAGUCCCUCCCAGCGGUGGGCCAGGGUUGCCGUUUUGGCUAGGGUACGGAACUCUCGCGUGCGGGCAUGGCAUAUCUGGGCGGGGCGGCGGGGAUCGCUUACUAACCCCAGCUCGUGUCAGCGUGCUGAUUUUGAUUUGGCCGGUGGUAGUGUGUGCUGGGUUUCUGCAGACCUGGUUUAGUGUUGCAGCAUUGGGGUAGUCACAAACUGAAACGCUUUUGCGCUUAAAAUGAGUUCGAGUCUGCUGAUAUAUGUUUAUAUAUUUAACCAAAUGACUCGUGUAAUAUUUUUAUAUAUGUAAUUAUUGGCGCAUCAGUUGAGCCGUGUGUUUGUUCUUCGUGGCUUUUGUAUGCCAAAUUGCGUGUACUCUCAAGGAAAUGUAUAUACAGCAAAGUAUAUGAUAUGGAUA
This is a messenger RNA of Pollicipes pollicipes, 2385 nucleotides long. Its product is annotated as toll-interacting protein B. Bases 162 to 1106 code for a protein of 314 amino acids. Gene Ontology annotation, cellular component: cytoplasm. NCBI's taxonomy places the organism in Eukaryota, Metazoa, Arthropoda, Thecostraca, Pollicipedomorpha, Pollicipedidae. Gene Ontology annotation, molecular function: ubiquitin binding; ubiquitin conjugating enzyme binding. The transcript is spliced from 7 exons. Gene Ontology annotation, biological process: ubiquitin-dependent protein catabolic process. The record is from RefSeq and is a predicted model, not a curated record.